AUGCCGUCGUCUAAAGGAAAGCCUACCGACCCCAAGAAGCGCGAGGAGGCCAAGAAGGAGGUUCUCAACAUGGAGAAGGGAGGCGGAAAGGGGCAGUGGUCCGCCUGGAAGGCUGCCGAGAUGUCCAAGAAGUACGAAGCCAAAGGAGGCAAAUACGAAGACACUGGCGACAACCCCAACCAAGCAAAGACGGGCGCCCCUUCGCCCAAGAAGAAGGCCAUCGAGAGCGGCGAGCGAAAGGACCCUUCCGAAGCAGUCGGCACGCCCAAGAAGCGCAAGACCGAGGCGAAGGACGAGUCUGCCAAGGAGGAGAAGCCCAAGAAGCCCAGAACCAAAAAGGAGCCCAAGCCGGCCGCCAAAGGCACUCGCGAGCAGCCCAAGCGUGGCGUCAAGAAAUGA
Molecule: messenger RNA, 399 nt
Organism: Pseudozyma hubeiensis SY62
Lineage: Eukaryota; Fungi; Basidiomycota; Ustilaginomycetes; Ustilaginales; Ustilaginaceae
Product: DNA binding protein URE-B1
Exons: 1
Coding region: 1-399 (132 amino acids)
Source: RefSeq, a predicted model, not a curated record